Messenger RNA from Panicum hallii, 715 nucleotides. Its product is annotated as mitochondrial import inner membrane translocase subunit TIM14-1-like. Gene Ontology annotation, cellular component: PAM complex, Tim23 associated import motor. Gene Ontology annotation, biological process: protein import into mitochondrial matrix. Lineage: Eukaryota; Viridiplantae; Streptophyta; Magnoliopsida; Poales; Poaceae. Gene Ontology annotation, molecular function: ATPase activator activity. The transcript is spliced from 3 exons. The record is from RefSeq and is a predicted model, not a curated record. Bases 203 to 541 code for a protein of 112 amino acids.
AAGCCCAACUAGGGUUCUCUCCCAUUCCAGGUCCUUCCCCAGCAUUCCAACUUCUCCCCAGACGCGACGCCGUCAGCCCGUCACGCCGACUUCCGCCCCGGUGAUCACCGUAACCCUAGCUCCGGCACCUCUAUCGCCUGGCUCUAUUCCAUCGCUGUGCGUGGCCUCUCGGACUUCCUUGCCGGAUUGAUCGCUGGUUGGGAUGGCAACGCCUCUUAUAGCAGGACUUGCAGUUGCAGCAACUGCUCUUGCUGGUAGAUAUGGCAUCCAAGCUUGGCAAGCUUAUAAGGCAAGGCCUAUAGUUCCAAGGAUGCGCAAAUUCUAUGAAGGUGGCUUUCAACCUACAAUGAACCGAAGGGAAGCUGCAUUAAUCCUUGGUGUCAGGGAAUCUGCCAACACAGAGAAGGUCAAAGAGGCACACAAGAGGGUUAUGGUCGCCAACCAUCCAGAUGCGGGUGGAAGUCAUUACCUUGCUUCAAAGAUUAACGAGGCGAAGGAUGUGUUGACGGGGAAAACCAAAGGAGGCGGGUCGGCCUUUUGAUUGGAGAAUGAACAUUGUGUUCUUCCACUGGAAGGAUAAUUUUGUACCUCCAGACUUAGCAUUAGAAGAUAGACACAAGUCUUGGUGUAAUGAAAAUUUUUGGACAAAGAAUAUUGGAUCUUUUUGGAGUAGGUUAUUAACUUCUUAAUAAAACUCAAGGCUCAGUUGUGCCCA